Messenger RNA from Cryptosporidium muris RN66, 1899 nucleotides. RefSeq lists its product as uncharacterized. Bases 1 to 1899 code for a protein of 632 amino acids. The transcript has a single exon. The record is from RefSeq and is a predicted model, not a curated record. NCBI's taxonomy places the organism in Eukaryota, Apicomplexa, Conoidasida, Eucoccidiorida, Cryptosporidiidae.
AUGGUAAAUAGGAGAAAAUAUAGAAAAAAAAGUGCCAGGUGUAGUGUAAAAGAAAAUAAAGUAUUAAAGGUAGGAGCUUCUGGCCUAACAGGUAACUUAAGGAGAAAGGUAAAAAGAAAGCAACGUAUAAAACAGCUUUUAUUUCAAGAUAAUUUACUUGGGACUACAGAUCCAGAUUUAAUAACAACAACGGAUAUUGCUAGAAUAAGUAGCAAAACAAUUGAUUUCCUACAUAGGACUGGGCUUAGACAAACACACAUUUGCGCUGCUACAGGAAUUAAUCAAGCAAUGCUUUCUAUAUUACUAAAAAGUCCAUUAUCAAAAAAUUUCUCGAUCUCAAGGAAGUGUGAUGCUAUAAUUAGACUUCUCAAUUACUAUGGUAGAGUUAAUGAAGGUAUUAUCUCAUCUGAUCCUGCAACGGCCCCAAAAGUUAUACCUACAAAGAAACUAAGCUUGGAGGAAGCUCCCAGCAGGAAGUCAUCUAGAAUUCAAUGCUCUAGAGAAAAAUACACUAUAGACCAGUCUUCUAUUGCUGCAGAUACACUAACAAUAUCUAGUGAUUCUGAUAGUGAUGGUAUUGAACAGACAAAGUGUGAUGAUUAUUUGAAUAGCGAAACAGUGAAGUUAAACCAGACUCCUCUUGAAAAUGAAGUCCCAAGAGUUAUAUGUAGUGAGCAAAAGUUAGACUCACUACCUUUGGGCUUUCAGUCAACUCCCAAAACUCUUGAUAGUAUUGAUCCAACAGAAUCUUUAAGUAAAGGAGGUCUCAAGAAUAGUUUAGAAAAAGGUGAAACAUCUGGUUGCAAUGGGGAGAUAAAGUCACUUGAAUGUAUCAAUGAUGCAGCUAUAUUUGGUUACAUUAGUACUGUUUACCACAGAUAUAAAAGGAGUGGCAUGCCUAUAUUACCUUUAUCAAAUAAGUUCUGUGGAGACAAAGGAGGGAGUGUAACGAAGGAAAUUAAGGAUCUCUACAUGAAUCCGUUAUUAAUACCUCUAACAAUAAAUUUGCGCCAUUAUGCUUCAGCUAGUAAUUUUUCUGAAAACAAAAAAGGCGUAGGUACAAGUUCAGUUUUAUCUGUAUUUGCAUCAAAUCCAGCUGCAUUCUUGUCUAGUAUACAAGGUAGUUGUUAUGCUGCAGAAAGAUUUGUAUGGAGCUCGAAUGCAAGUGAGGAGCUUCUUGAAGCUUUUGUAGAGAAUCUUAGUAGAGAGAGGCACCUGUCUAUAUUUUUGUCUAAUAACAGUAAAGUUAAAGCACUUCAAAUGCUUAAGCGUGAAUUAAGACAUGCAAUGAAUAUGUAUCUCGAGUUCUUAUAUGUACUCAGCUUCAUGGAUGUACCUCUAGAUAAUAACUCUUUACUUAUUACUGAAGUCAGUUUAAAUGAGACUUUUGACGAUAUAAUUAUUAUGGACAAGUUCAAAUGGAAUAUUUCGCAACCUACAUGGCGGCUUAAUGAUUAUAUAAACAACCUAAUAUCUGAUCUAAGACUUCCAUCUGAACUAUCUCACUUGUUACUACAUAGCGCUUUAACCCAAAACUUCAACGCUAUUAAGGCUACAAUUCACAACUUCUGUAAUUCAAGUAGUGUUACAAGAUCAACUGAACCACAUAUAACUGUUGCUAAUAUCAAGUAUGGUGGAGAUGAGGAGUACAAUGAUUUCUCUAGUGAAUAUACAAUGAACAAUGAUGAUGCAACAUUUAGAUACAAUAAGGAAGUUAUUUAUUCAUCUCUAAAUGCAGAAUGCAAAUUUAUACCAUGCGGUUUUUUUAAUGAAUGGGGUGAAAAUGCUGAUAUUGAUAUGGGAUCAGAUGAUAACCCUAAAAUAUAUCCAAUAACCGAAGAUGCUGAGGAAAGAAGACAGAUAGAAAAUAGGAAUCGUUUUAGGAAGCGUAGAAUGUGA